This is a messenger RNA of Fragaria vesca subsp. vesca, 1938 nucleotides long. RefSeq names its product DDB1- and CUL4-associated factor 4-like. Gene Ontology annotation, molecular function: protein binding. The transcript is spliced from 13 exons. Lineage: Eukaryota; Viridiplantae; Streptophyta; Magnoliopsida; Rosales; Rosaceae. Bases 1 to 1533 code for a protein of 510 amino acids. The record is from RefSeq and is a predicted model, not a curated record.
AUGCCCCAAGAUCUUCCUGGGUUUUAUUAUGAUGCGGAGAGGAAUAGGUACUUCCCCAACAAGGGCCCAGUACCAGGCUCUCGUCGUGCUAAUUCUGCUGCUGCUUCUUCUUCUGGCUCUCAGAAACUGAACCAGAUAGUUAAGAAAUGUAAGCGAACAAAAGUAAAAACUACUAAGCUGCUUCAGGCCAGAGAGUUAUAUGGUAAUGUCAUUGCUUCCGGUAAAGGGAGGUGUAACUUCAUGGAGGAAUACCAAAAGGCACAAGCAUCCCAUCCUGUGGUUUGGAAGUAUCAGGGAACAAACAAGCUAGGUGAUGGUGCGUUAGAACGAAUAAAUAUUGAUGUACAGACAGGAGAGGGCCUAACUGAUAGAAAUUUUCUAUUAGCAGGUGGCAGAGAUGGCUCUUUGAGUUUUUUUGAGUUUGGAAAAUUUGAGGGGGAUAUCCAUUUCGGGAGGAAAUGCUUGCCAGAUCUUGUAUGGCCUCUCUUAAACAAAAGUCAAGUAGAAUGUAGAAAAGCGCCUGGCCACAUAUGGAGACCAGCUCAAAAUACACAAUGGAUGUCAUCAGGUAUAUCUUGUAUAAAAACAUUUGGCAGGCACGGCACAGAAAAUGAGGGUUCUAGCAUCCAGAAUGCUCUCGUAUGUACGCUGGGAGCUGAGGACCGUGGUGGAUCAGUUUUUGUCAUUAACCUUACUGAACUCUUAGAAUUUCGUCCAAACAGACCUAUCUUAAGGCGGAACAUUGAUGAAGUUGCGACUUUCAAUUGUACUAUUUGGACAGCAGAUUGUAGAUCGGAUGGGCGUCAUGCAGUGAUUGGUACCAAUCUGGGAGCUGCUCUGGUGGAUCUGGAAACUGGGGUGAAAUCAUGGCUGUUGCGCGGUAAAAGUGAUGUUUUGGCACAACAACUUAUUCACUCGGGAAAUGUCGUUUUAUGUGGACUCAGAAAUGGAGCGAUUGUAACAGUUGAUGUUCGUGAGAAACGGGAAGGGUUUUCUGCGAGACAUGCUAGUCAUAGAAUACAGCACUCAACUUUGGAUAGCACUCUUGGAAAAUCUACUAAACAAUGGUUCAAGCUUUCUGGAAAUAUACAUCCUUCUCAUACCAUAAAAAUGCCUUCAUCUAUUGCAUGUUUAGUAUCUCUUCAGUUUGAUGAUCAGUACUUCUUGGCAAGCUCCAUGGAUGGAACGGUGAAGCUUUAUGACCAUCGCAUAAUCCAAAGAGGAGCAGUGCAAACUUAUGAGGGGCAUGUGAAUUCCCAUACUCGUUUGCAGCUUGGAGUUGAUCCAUCUGAGCGAUUCUUUGUAUCAGGUGGAGAGGACUGCAAUUUAAGACUUUGGAGUAUAAAGUCUGGUGAACUGCUUUUUGAGGACAAGUUAACAAAUACAGUCACCUCAACUGUAUGCUGGCAGAAAGCUGAAUCGUUUAAUGGAGUUCAGGAUGAAAGGCGAAGCUAUGACAAUGUUAAACAUGAUAGCUUGGGGGCUUGGCUUGGAUCGGCAGAAGGAAUAUUUUACAUGGACUGGGAACUUUGAGUGCGAGUGCUGUGGUCGUGUUCUCUAGAAAUUUCUAACAAACUUGCCUUGUGCUCGGCUAUACCAUUUGUAAUUAGGCUUUUGAGUUUUGCAACUCCAUACGUGCUCACCGAGGGCAUCCAAGAGAUGAAGGCAAUGCUGCUGUCAGCACGAUCUAAGCAUGAAUUCAAGUGAUCACUGAUUGAUUCACUGUUUGCUGAGAUGAGAUGCUUGGAACUCUUCGCCUUGAGAAAAGGAUGUUAGAUGUUAAAACAAGUAGGCUAGCUGUUUCCUAGUCUUUUUUCCUGUUUUGUUUUUCUGCUUACCUUUGUCGAGAUAAAUGCAGGUAAUUAGUAGUCUGAUGGGAAUUUGUGAUAAUAGUAAUCCUUGUUAUAUAUACUAUAAUGAAUAGUGACAAGUUUACUC